AGCAUAACUUACAGAGAAGCUAGUAAGUUCUGAGAAAGAAGGAAAUAAACACAGGCACCAAACCACUAUCCUAAGCUGAUUGUCCUUUAAAUAUGUCAAGAUCCAGAUGUUUCAGUGUCACUUCAGUGAUCUCAACAAUAGGGAUCUUGUGUUUGCCGCUAUUCCAGUUGGUGCUCUCGGACCUACCAUGUGAAGAAGAUGAAAUGUGUGUAAAUUAUAAUGACCAACACCCUAAUGGCUGGUAUAUCUGGAUUCUGCUGCUGGUUUUGGUGGCAGCUCUUCUCUGUGGAGCCGUGGUCCUCUGCCUCCAUUGCUGGCUGAGGAGACCCCGAAUUGAUUCUCACAGGCGCACCAUGGCCGUUUUUGCUGUUGGAGACUUGGACUCUAUUCAUGGGACAGAAGCAGCUGUGAGUCCAACUGUUGGAAUUCACCUUCAAACUCAAACCCCUGACCUAUAUCCUGUUCCUGCUCCAUGUUUUGGACCUUUAGGCUCCCCACCUCCAUAUGAAGAAAUUCUAAAAACAAGCUGAUUUUAGGUGCAGAUUAUCAAUUUGAAGUAUUAACGACAUCUGUAAUUCCAAAACAUCGAAUUUAGGAAUAGUUAUUUCAGUUGUUGGAAAUGUCCAGAGAUCUAUUCAUAUAGUCUGAGGAAGGACAAUUCGACAAAAGAAUGGUUGUUGGAAAAAAAUUUUGGUCAUGGAGAUGUUUAAAUAGUAAAUUAGUGGGCUCUUGAUGUGUCACUGCUGUAUCAUACUUUAAUGCUACACAACCAAAUUAAUGCUUCUCCACUAGUACCCAAAUAGGGAACAAUUAGGUGCUGGAAGUUGUUUCCAUCACAUUUAGGACUCCACUGCAGUAUACAGCACACCAUCUUUUCUGCUUUAAACUCUUUCCUAGCGUGGAGUCCAUAAAAAUUAUUAUAAUUUAACAAUAGCCCAAGCCGAGAAUCCAACAUGUCCAGAACCAGAACCAGAAAGAUAGUAUUUGAAUGAAGGUGAGGGGAGAGAGUAGGAAAAAGAAAAGUUUGGAGUUGAAGGGUAAGGGAUAAAUGAAGAGGAAAAGGAAAAGAUUACAAGUCUCAGUCCAAGAGGUUUUAUGCCUCAACCUGAAGAGGAAGAAAUUGUAGAUAGAAGGUGAAGGAGAUUGCUGAAGAUAUGGAGCACAUAUAAUGCCAAUACAGGGAGAAAAGAAAAGUUCCCCUUUUACAGGAAUGAAUGUGGCCUCCAUAGUCCAUAGUGUUUCUCUGGAGCCUCAAGGCUUGGCAUUUAUUGCAGCACCAUGCUAAGAACCUUCAGCAUAGAUAUCUGUUCUCAUGAGGACUGCAGAAGUAGCAAUGAGACAUCUUCAAGUGGCAUUUUGGCAGUGGCCAUCAGCGGGGGGACAGAAAAAAACAUCCAUCGCAGAUGCCAUAUGAUCUUCAGCUGACAAAUUUGUUGAACAAAACAAUAAACAUCAGUAGAUAUCUAAAAUUAGGUUGACCAAACUUAUUCCCUAAUCUUCUUUUUCCAGAUCUGUUUUAUCCAAAUCUUCCCCAUCUCAGUUAACUGCAACUGUUGCUCAGGCCAAAA
Molecule: messenger RNA, 1568 nt
Organism: Pongo pygmaeus (Bornean orangutan)
Lineage: Eukaryota; Metazoa; Chordata; Mammalia; Primates; Hominidae
Gene: TMEM207
Product: transmembrane protein 207
Exons: 5
Coding region: 93-530 (145 amino acids)
Source: RefSeq, a predicted model, not a curated record